Molecule: messenger RNA, 303 nt
Organism: Prorocentrum cordatum
Lineage: Eukaryota; Dinophyceae; Prorocentrales; Prorocentraceae
Source: the annotation of a GenBank genome assembly
AUGGGCUGGCACGCUCAGAAAUAUCGUGGUAACUCGCCAGACGGCGGCGGCAAGGGCCAGAGCAAAGGCAAGGACAACCACACCGACACGAGCCAGCGUCACCAGCAUCCCAGCCGCGGCGCCCAGCGUGAUGCACACCUCCACGAUGCACCCGGCAGUGCUCGUGAGGUGACCGCGAUGUCCACGCAAAGGGAGGCCGAGCGCGCAGCCCGCACGGAGAGGAAGAGCCACGCUGCCGAGAUCAGGGAGAACGCGGCCUCGGCGGCAGGAGAACUCCUCGGCUUGACCACCCCGAAGAAUGAG